CGACAGCGACACCUCCAGCCAGCCCGGCUCUGGAACGCCGCCCUCACGACAUCCUUAACUCCCUCUGCUCGCGCCCUCGACUCGUGCGACUCUCGCUGCUCCCCUCGAACCCCGCCCCGCCUGCGACAGGCUUGCGACCGCCAUCUCCCACGCGCCAGCGCUCUCGUCCGUGGACCGACGGCACGAAUCGAUCGCCGAGUCGACCCCCCAACGCUUCGCCAUGCCGCUCUGUGGUGGAACAAAGUCCGUGCAGCGCAAGCUAGUGCUCCUUGGUGACGGUGCAUGCGGCAAGACAUCACUGCUCAACGUGUUCACAAGAGGAUACUUCCCUACCGUAUACGAGCCUACAGUGUUUGAGAAUUAUGUCCACGACAUAUAUAUCGACAAUACACACGUAGAACUCAGCCUGUGGGACACUGCCGGACAGGAAGAAUUCGACCGGUUACGAUCACUCAGCUACGAUGACACCCAUGCGAUAAUGCUCUGCUUCAGCGUCGAUUCGCCGGAUUCUCUAGAGAACGUGGAAACGAAGUGGGUAGGCGAGAUUGCCGAGAACUGCCCGGAAGUUAGGCUCGUUCUGGUGGCUCUCAAGUGCGAUCUGCGAAAGCGCGACGACGAAGACGAGGACUCCCAACCGGAGAAACCUAUGAUCCAGUACGACGAGGGACUCAAGGUUGCAGAGAGGAUCAAAGCACUCCGGUAUCUCGAAUGCUCCGCCAUGAAGAACCGGGGUGUCAACGAAGCCUUCACCGAAGCCGCCCGCGUUGCGCUGACAGUUAAGACCAACAAGGACAAGAGCAGCAGCUGCACCGUCAUGUAAAUAUCUGCGCCGGCCAGCAUCCCUCCUCCGUUUUUUUAGAUCUCGUACUCCCCUUCUUC
This is a messenger RNA of Trematosphaeria pertusa, 879 nucleotides long. Its product is annotated as protein RHO3. The coding region runs from base 221 to 820 and encodes 199 amino acids. Gene Ontology annotation, molecular function: GTP binding; GTPase activity. Gene Ontology annotation, biological process: small GTPase-mediated signal transduction. NCBI's taxonomy places the organism in Eukaryota, Fungi, Ascomycota, Dothideomycetes, Pleosporales, Trematosphaeriaceae. The record is from RefSeq and is a predicted model, not a curated record. The transcript is spliced from 8 exons.